UCUGUCACCACUUCAUUGAGCCGAGUGGGAGGAUGUAAUCUGUCUGACUGAGAAAAGUGCAUGACCAGAGGCUGCAUGUGUCCGGGACCUCAGUGAAGACAGGGACAUUUCGGCAGGAUGCUCCGGCUGUUUGCGGCUCUGGUGAUUGUUGGGCUUCUGCUCGCCUGCUUCACUUCCUGGGUGUUUGACAGCUAUGACACUGCUUGGCACCCUAAACGUAGUUUGGAUGAAUCCGGUGAUAAAAGCAUGAACAAGAGGAUCGGCCCACCGUAUCCCAGCGGACAGCUGGAGAAUAUCUUUUGGUUUGUGCAGGUGUCUGACAUCCAUAUCAGUCGUUUCCAUGAUCCCAAGCGCAUAACAGACUUCGAAAGGUUUUGUAGUGACACCAUUGAUGUGAUAAAACCAGAUCUUGUGCUGGCCACAGGGGACUUAACAGAUGCAGUAGGCUCUCUUCAACAUGAGGUGGAGUGGCAGUCCUACCAGAACGUCCUUAAAAGAUCACGAGUGCUGGAGCGCACAAAAUGGAUCGACAUUCGGGGAAACCAUGAUGCCAUUAAUAUUUUAUCACUGGAGAGCAUGAACAAUUACUACAGGAAGUACUCUGCCCAUCAGAAAGUUGGAUCCUUCCACUACAUCCACAGAACUUCUUUUGGAAACUACUCGUUCAUUUGUGCUGAUGCCACUCUAACCCCUGGGCCCAAACGACCCUAUAACUUUUUUGGGAUCCUCAAUCAGACUCAGAUGGAUUUGUUGGCGACCUUUAGAGAAGAGAGUUUGAGCAGUAACAAGUCCAUCUGGUUUGGGCAUUAUACCACAUCUACCAUCAUCUCCCCCUUUCCAGGAGUCAGAGAACUCAUGAGUACAGCUGUGGCAUAUCUGUGUGGGCACUUGCAUACACUAAGAGGCUUCAUGCCAGUAUUGCAUAGUAGACAUCAAGGAGGCACGCUGGAGCUAGAGCUUGGAGACUGGAAGGACAAACGCAGGUACAGGAUACUGGCUUUUGAUCAUGACCUGCUUAGUUUCUCUGACUUCACUUUUGAGGACUGGCCAGCUGUGCUGAUCACCAAUCCCAAAGAUGCGCAGUACCUGCACCCAGGAGUGGAGCCUUUGGUUCGCAUUCGCAGUUCCACACACAUCAGGGUCAUCACUUUCUCAGAAUCUCCAAUCACAGCCGUGUAUGUGAGUGUGGAUGAAGUUCCGCUUGGAGAAGCUGCCAGUGCAGGCGGACCUCUUUAUGUACUGCACUGGGAUCCAUCACUCUACGCCACUGGACUGCACACUAUCAGUGUUAAAGUGGAGGACUCAGCAGGUCGCUCAAAAGUGCGAGAGCAGCAGUUCACCCUAGAAGAGGACCUCACCCCCAGUUUUGGCUUCAUACAAUCCUUCAUCCUGCUAACAGAUCACUACAUACUGGCACGGAUUGCCUUUGUAGCAAUAGUGUCACUAAACCUAGGCGGGCUUGUAGUCUUCAGAGUUAUGCGUGUAUCCUCUGCAAGAGGUAUGUCAGUUGAAGCAUGGAUGUCCCUACAUCUUGUCAGUAAGAUCAACACCUUCUACUACUCUCUGUUGCUGUUCAACCUGUGCACAGCAUUGGGUCCAUGGUUCAUUGGGGAAGUAAUUGAUGGUCACAAUGGGGCCUGCUUUGCUUUUGGUGUGUUUGUGGAUGGGCAUUUCCUUGAAGGCAGUCUAUCCUAUGUCGUGGGAGUUAAACAGAUGCUCUUCUUCAAUAUGCCUCUCACUUAUUACCUCUGCUGGAGUCUACAUCACAGGUUUCGCGGCGCCAACUUUUGUUCGCACUUCUGCCACCCAGGGUGCCGCUGGCGGACUCUGGCUGUGCACCUGGGCAUGCUGGUCCUCUUGAUCUGGCAGGCCUAUUCUUGCUACUUACUGUUGAAGACCUACGGGCCACUGGCCUUCUUCCUGUCACCGGUACGUACAUGGGCCCUGCUCAUGGGCUUGCUGCUGGUGUACAGGGUGUGGUGGGGACCGCAUCCUCGAAUCUCUGAUUUCAACAAGACCAACAGACCAUUUUGACAGUGACAGUUGAAGUGAGGCCUUCACUUGUUUUAUUCUCUUGAUGGACGUUGUUUUGUGCCAAGAUAUUCCCUCCUGCCUCUCUUUUCAAAAUCACUUAAAUCCUUUUUAUGAAUGGAUGAUCGCAUCACACAUUGAGGACAGGGCCCUUUCAAACCUGGCUCUGAUACUCCAUUGACAGUAAGAUGCAUUUUUUGAUUUUAUAGCAAACUGCCACAGUUUUGAACCCAAAAUGUUUUAAAUUGAAGUCUUGCCAGUGUUGAAAGAUGUAUGUGGUUAAGCACACCUACCUAUUACUUUAAACUGCAGAUUGUUCUUUUUUAUAUUUAAUUACAUGUCUGUUUUAAUUGUGAAAGGCAGUCAAGAAUGGAAUAAGACUGCCUGUUACUCUUAAUAAUUAAUAUUUCUGCAUAAAACCCACCUGAUCAGAUUCAACUAAUGGGUGGGUGAAUCUCUUGAAACCUGUCAGGUACAAAUUGUAUUUGACCUCAAAAAUUCUCAAAAGAAAACAUAUUUUAAUGAAAGAAAAUGCAGCUAUUUUUUAGGGCCAUUAAGAUUUUUUUCCCUCUUUACUGUAGUGCAAAAAAACACUCCCUCUUUAAUAUAUAUAUAUAUUAUUUUUUUAUUUUUUUCACAUUUUAGAAUAUUAGUAAAGUCAUCAAAACUAUGGAAUAACAUAAAUGGAACUUUGGGAAUUAUGUUGUGACUAAACAAAAUCCAAAUAAAUCAAAACUGUGUUAUAUUUUAGCUUCUUCACUGUAGUCGCCCUUUGCCUAGAAUUUGCAGACAUGAACUCUUGACAUUUUCUCAAGCAACUUCUUGAGGUUUCACCCUGGGUUGCUUUUUAAACAGUAUUGAAGGAGUUCCCAUCUAUGUUGGGCACUUAUUGGCUGCUUUUCUUAAUUAUUUGGUCCAAGUCAUCAAAUUCAAAACUUUUUUUUUUUUUAAAUAACAUUUUAGUUUUAUAAUGAAAUAAAUUAAUAUGUUGGCACAGUUAUAUUUUUGUCUACAAAACAAAUUUCAAACAUUUAAGCAAACGCCUUCAGAUCAAAAGAUUUUUAAGAUCAUGAGAAACAUUUCAGUCAAGUGUUCCAAAAGUGUGUAUAUAUAUAUACACACCUUGUAUGUAAAGUACUUUUAAAAAUAAAGGAGUAAUGCGAAUCGCCACUCAGAAUAAUAGCAAGUACAGAAAACACUUGAUGCAGUAAUGAGAAUUUUGGGGGAAAUGUGCUUGAUGUCAAUAAUUCAAUGAGGCUUAAUUUUCUGUAUGCAAAAUAUAAUCUAUUAUUAUUUAUAAUUUUAUACAUAAUGCAAGUACAGUUGCAUAAAUAGGAACGUCGCCUUGUCGUACCAAAACAAAGAGGCACCAAAACACUUUCCCGGACUUUCAGUUUCAUCAUACCACGGUGGUGGAAUGACCUUCCCAACUCAAUCCGGGAAGCUAACUCACUCUCUAUCUUCAAAAAACGGCUAAAAACACAUCUUUUCCAAAAGCACUUAACCGGUCAAUAAAAAAAAAAUAAAUAAAUAAAUAAAUAAAUAUAUAUAUAUAUAUAUUUACAUUUCUUGUUGCACUUAAAUCUGUUUUGUAUACUAUUAUGAUGAUAGUGAAACUUUGUAAUAUGGCACUUUUUUUGUACCACUGUCUCCCUAAGAUGAUUCGCUGAUGUUCUUCCUCUUUUGUAAGUUGCUUUGGAUAAAAGCGUCUGCCAAAUGAAUAAAUGUAAAUGUAAAUGUAAAUAUUAAAACAUUGAAAAAUAAGGAAACAAAAUAUGCACAAUCAUGUUACGUGUUUAUUAACACCUUCUAACAGAUCCUUUAUAGUUAGUUUUGCACAUUUGCAAACCACACAACCAACCUAGAACAAAAAGAUAUUUUGAAAAGAAACACUUGUGUUGUCAGAGGUCUUUCUUUGUCCCCCCACAAUCCACUUGACCGGUAACAGAAAAGAGCUGUGACAGAGUUUCUGGUAUAUUCACUGACAUUUGUGGUUUUCUGUGUUAUGUCAGUUCACACAAGGUCUCUUUUGUGUCUCAGGAAAGAAACGACUUGAACAAUAGGCUGCUAGUUUGUCUUUCAAUGACCUGCACGUUAUUUUGGAAGACUUUUGUUGCCGUUUUAAGGCACAUGAUGAAGAGAAUGAACACUGUUAGAAGAUUUCACAUUUACUCAGUACUGUUAAUCUAGAUUUGUGGUGAAUCUGUGAAUGUUUGAUGAACAUAUGAUUACACAAAUAAAAAUAUUUGAUUGUUUAUCAAUAUUGAUAUUGUAUUUUCUGAUUGUUCUGCACUGUUUUAUUGGCAUUCUCUCUUUCUGUGGUCAUGUGACUUUCGUAGUUUCACUGAUGUUGGAAAGUGCUGUUCACUUCUAUGUGGAAGGAUGUGUAUAUUAUUGAUAAGUUUUUUCUUUCAGUGCAACAUAAAAGACAUUAUAUAAUUAUUCAGGGUUUACUUUAAAACAAUGGCUUUGCAACACAAUAAGGGAAAAAUGUUUUAAA
Messenger RNA from Xyrauchen texanus (razorback sucker), 4531 nucleotides. Its product is annotated as transmembrane protein 62-like. The record is from RefSeq and is a predicted model, not a curated record. Gene Ontology annotation, molecular function: hydrolase activity. The transcript has 14 exons. Lineage: Eukaryota; Metazoa; Chordata; Actinopteri; Cypriniformes; Catostomidae. Bases 118 to 2034 code for a protein of 638 amino acids.